AUGUCUCCAACCGCCACAAAGACAGCAAAGGCCCAAUCAGUCUCGGGGAAGCCCAAUGAACCCCCACAACUGCACCCCGUCCACCUCAACUCGACCGCCGCCUCCCAAGCCGCCCGCCAUGUCUUGCCCGUCGCAGUAGCGAGCCUCUUCCUCGCGAGCUUCAAAUACCUCGUCGCCGACCCCGUGCCGACAAUGACGGCAUCGCUGCCCGUAGUGGCCCUAUUUCAGGUCCUCUACGCAUUCCUGUGCCUCCCGGCAGCCGGGUCCGGCUCGCCCAAGAACAGGAAGCACAAGCCCGGCGAGAAGAAGAAGGCCGGCGACGGGGCCGGUCCCAGCUUUAUCAUUGCUGCCCUCCUCUCCCUCCUGCUCUCGCUGAUCCUGGCGCCGCUCCUCCACGUCACCAUGAUCCUCUUCGGGGCGCCCCUGCUCACCCACGUCUCCCACACCUUCCUCUGCGCUGCCCACCUGUCCCUGCUCACCGCGUUCCCGCUUUUCUACUCCCACGGCGUCGACGCAAGCACUUGGGCUGCCGUUGCUGGGUUCAGGGCCCCGUUCGAUGAGACGUUUGGCGGGCUGCUGGGCGGCUUCCUCGGCGCCUGGCUGGGCGCCGUGCCCAUCCCCCUGGACUGGGACCGCGAGUGGCAGAAGUGGCCUGUGACCAUCCUGGCUGGCAUCUAUACCGGAUACGUGCUUGGACGCGUGCUGGGCGGCACCGUGCUCUUUGGGAAGCGAUUUUGA
Messenger RNA from Diaporthe citri, 738 nucleotides. RefSeq lists its product as uncharacterized. The record is from RefSeq and is a predicted model, not a curated record. Bases 1 to 738 code for a protein of 245 amino acids. Lineage: Eukaryota; Fungi; Ascomycota; Sordariomycetes; Diaporthales; Diaporthaceae. Gene Ontology annotation, cellular component: endoplasmic reticulum membrane. Gene Ontology annotation, biological process: GPI anchor biosynthetic process. The transcript is spliced from 2 exons.